AUGAGCCUCUUUCAGAAGGGGAUCGGCUCCCACGCUGUCACAUUCGCAACUCGACCACGAUUGAUUGUACCCCGAACUCCGCUGCGACGAGUACGACAGCCCCGACGAUACAAUUCCUCCACACCCGAACAGCCACCUGCGCAGGGAAAACCCACCAAAGAUGGAUCGACGGUGAACAAAAGUACUUCGAAUCCUUCUACAAACCCUUCUUCACAGUCGAGCUCGUCCGGUGCACAACAACCAUCCAAUGCCUCGGCGGCAGUCGGUGCGGCGGUGCGGCGACCACACCCGCAGGCGCUAGUGUGGAGUUCAAUCGUGAUAUACUUGUGUGGAGAUCUGAGUGCUCAGCUGCUGUUCCCCGAGAAGCCAUCACCAAAGGAACAAGCUAAGCUUAAGGAGACGUCAGAGGCACAAGGGGAAGACGACACGGAGAAGAGCUUUUUGUCUACGUAUGAUCCCUGGAGGACUGCACGGCAUCUGGUUGUUGGAGCGGGAUCGAGUAUUCCGUCAUAUCAUUGGUUCUGGUGGCUCCACAACAAUUUCAACUUUUCAUCCAAGCUUCUGUCGAUCCUUACAAAAGUGGCGGUUCAGCAGGCAUGCUUCACGCCCGUAUUCAACACCUACUUCUUCAGCGUCCACUCCCUUCUUGGUGGUGCAACCUUUGAGGAAACCUGGGAGCGUUUGAAGAAGGCCCUUCCCGUCAGUGUUACCAACAGUGUCAAGCUCUGGCCCGCCGUUACUGCCUUUAGUCUGGUCUAUGUGCAACCGCAGUUCCGCAAUGUCUUCGGAGGUGUUAUUGCCGUUGGCUGGCAAACUUAUCUGAGCUGGUUGAACCAGAAGGCUAAACACGAAGUUGAGAUGGCCGAGCUGGCGGCUGCAGCCGAGAGCACAAUCUCCGAAAUAGCGAAUCCUUUGAAUGGCAUGUCCUGCUCACCGCAACUGCCGCGGCCUGAACAAUCUGAUUCCAGUGACUACGGAUCGGAUUUCUCUCCCGAAGAAGACGAGCUACUAAACGAGCUACUCGCCAAAGCCGUCGCGGAAAAGGCGACUAUUCAUCCCAACGCCACCCCGACCUCGACCUCGACUCCGAUCCCUACAGCCGCGCCGAUAACACAAAACACAAACAGAGUACCCCUAUCAGACCCCACGGAUAUCGAGACCCUACAACCGGCGACUCUUGCGGCGCUCGUCGCGGAUAUUGAAGAUGGUAUUGAGGAUGCUCCGGGUGUCCGGCUACCCAAAGUGCUGGGCGGGAGAAGCCUCGUUCGCCAUGGAGACAAUCGAGUCAACGUUCUUGGAUGGGCUCACAAACUGCAAGGGGGCUUGCGGAUAGAACAAGCCCGGGACCAAACAACAGGCCCAGCCCGCUUGCGUUUAGUGGAACACCCUCACUCAUCCGAAGGCAGAGAACGAGAGCGGGAGCGCAGUGCUGCGCGUGAGUUAGUCUGGACACAAGAAGCACAGGCAGCUGCCACAAUAGACACUAGAUCUCCCGUGGAGCGAUUCAGACGCCCGCCAAAUAAGGCUUUCUCUGUGACUGACUUGGUUUCGCCUGCUUGGUGUGAGCUGCAAUAUUGGUAUACCUUGACCAAACAUGGGAGGAAACGAAGAACCCCCGCCAUGAAAAAGGGCAGCGUCGUGCACAAGACCCUCGAGGAUGAAAUAUAUACUACCGUGCCGGUCGAGAUUACGACAAAAGAGGAUGCAUGGGCCCUCAGGAUAUGGAAUGUGAUCCAGGGACUGCGGCUGCUGCGGGAAUAUGGCAUUACUCGCGAACUGGAGGUUUGGGGCCUCAUCGAUGGAGAGGUUGUUAAUGGGGUGAUUGACCAGCUGUCGUACGAAUGCCCAGACUCCAAGUUCGAGGCAACAGCUGCGAGAUUUUAUGAAGAUGCAGCGACGUCGCGGGCCGCCUUACCUGAAUACCAGAUGUCCUUGUCGGACUAUUUGCUUUCUUCCUCCCAAGGUGGAAGGAGGCUUUCAGACCUUGCCGAGCACCAGCCCGUGGAGGAAUUCUACCCCGCCGAAGAGGAAUCCAUGGCUGUUUAUGACCUACCGAGGAUAUACAUGACAGACGUGAAGACCAAGGCGAAUGGAUCGGCUCCUACGGUCAAAAGCACAUCUUUCCGGCCGACACUCCUGCAAUUGCAACUGUAUUACCAUAUGCUCAACCGUCUUAUUACGAGCGACGAUGUAACGAUUUACGUUCUUGCAGAACGCUACGGGUUUGACCCGGAACGUCCAUUUACCGAUACAUUUAUAACCGAAGUGGGUGGAUUGAAUGAUGAGUUCUUUGACGCCGAGUCAUCCCAAGAGCUUGACAUGGAUGAUAUUUCAAAUCCAGAUGAUGCUAUACGGAGGUCCUCUGGCUCCGAACCAGCGUCUAGCCUCCCAAAGGCUAGUCAAGACUCAACCAGCGUCCUCUUAACCCAUGGGACUCUUGCAAGCCUCUGGGAUUACAUGAAAGAUCAACUCCGUCUUACAUUCCUACCCGAAUAUUCAUCAACCUCGUCCCCUGUCGCUCCAUCUAUUCCAUCGCACACCCAGCCAGAAAUGCUCAAAGAGUACCCUACUCUUCUUUCUCCUGUUCUUACUGCACGAUAUGUGUCUUCAGCCGCGACAACCGACCCCCAACCUCGGCAUAUCGGAAGUAGAUCUUUCUUUUACGACACUGACACCAUGAGUUCCUACAUUACUGAACAAAUGGAAUGGUGGCGUGGUCAGCGUGAUCCCCGUGGUGUCGACGUCAUGGAUGCUUGGAAAUGUCGUUUCUGUGACUUCAACGAGGAGUGCACUUGGAGACAAGAGCGAGCGUUAGAAUAUGCCAGACGAAACAGCAGACGGAGGACGAGUGCUUCAGUAGAUUUCUGA
Molecule: messenger RNA, 2868 nt
Organism: Penicillium cosmopolitanum
Lineage: Eukaryota; Fungi; Ascomycota; Eurotiomycetes; Eurotiales; Aspergillaceae
Product: Mpv17/PMP22
Exons: 5
Coding region: 1-2868 (955 amino acids)
Biological process (GO): interstrand cross-link repair
Cellular component (GO): mitochondrion; nucleus; membrane
Molecular function (GO): single-stranded DNA 5'-3' DNA exonuclease activity
Source: RefSeq, a predicted model, not a curated record